Molecule: messenger RNA, 1900 nt
Organism: Ostrea edulis (European flat oyster)
Lineage: Eukaryota; Metazoa; Mollusca; Bivalvia; Ostreida; Ostreidae
Product: perlucin-like protein
Exons: 4
Coding region: 447-1076 (209 amino acids)
Molecular function (GO): signaling receptor activity
Source: RefSeq, a predicted model, not a curated record
AAUACCACUCGCUUUUCAAGAAUAGAGAUAUUGCCUGCUUCUUUUAAUUACGCACACACAUUAUUUUCAACAUUCAUCAUGACGAUGCGAGAGGCAAGACCGUGACAGAGUUGAUUCUAAAUGGUAGGGGUCUAAUUAUCAUAAUAUAUCGAACUUUUCGCCGAAAUUUUCAAGUGACGCAGCUGGUAAAAAAGAUAACCAAGGUGGCGGCGUGAUAUACCUUGUGAAUAUUAUGUUUACAGGAAGACAUUGUUUUUUAUUAUAGAUAUUUAAAACGUCGAAUGCCUGUGUGAGCUCAGGAGUUUUUCGAUGAGUAACUGAAUUUGUGACACGGAAGUAAAUCAAUAAAGAAAAGUCGGAUAUUCCCGGCUGACAAAUAUGUUCCCGACUGACUCAGACCCUUGUAUAUAGUACUACAUGUUUAUUCUUCCCUCUGUGUGGCUGAAAUGAACGAAGUUUUUGAAAUAGUUAUGAUUUUCUACUUGCUAAUGUUUAGCAAAAUAUCUGCUCAAUCGUUUAUAAAAUCGGACAUCUGUGAUGACGUCAGUAGAAAUUCAUACAUAGAAAAUGAAUUAACUGCCCUGAGGGAGCUACUCAUAGAGGAAAUAAAAGAUAUCAGGUCGGAUUUACUAUCUAUUCCUGCUAAUCAAGGGCCUUCAUCUGUGCCUUGCCCCUCUGAAUGGGUUCCAUUCCAAAGUUCCUGUUAUUUCUUUGGGAACGAUUAUGGAAACUGGAAACAUGGAAAAGUCCAAUGUGAAAGAAAGCAUGGAAGCUCAAAGUAUGUAAGCAUAUCAAGCGAGAGAGAAGAUACGUUUAUUCGGAACUUCGUUAGAUCCAAAGGAAUAACCGCGCUCGCAGCACGAGACUAUUGGAUAGGAGGGACAGAUGCCGCUCGGGACGGGGUGUUCAUGUGGGAGGGGUAUUCCCGGGAAUUCACCUACAAAAACUGGGGUCCCGGAAAUCCUGACAGGGUUGGCUCUGCGGACUGCGUCAUCCUGUAUCAGCCAUCUGACUACAAGUGGCACGAUACUAGCUGUUCAAAUAACAACAGUUACAUAUGUGAAAUUGAGUUCUAACUAAAAUAACAUCGUUCUUUAAUUUCUUUCUGAUCUGUAUCAAAUAUUGGAGAAUUUUUAUUAUGCGUGUGUUCAGAUACUAAUACUUUCAAAAACUUAAAUAUUAUUUUCAAUAUCUAAGAAAUAGAUGAUUAAUGAUUACAUUCAUAUGCUAUUAAAACAAACUUCUAAAAAACCUGUACAUGCAAUAUUCAUUACACCCUGAUGGGACACGAGACAAUAUUGGAAAAUGAAAGUAUUAUGAAUUGAGAAAAUACAUCAAUGAUGCAUGAGCGAACUCGAUCACAACUGAAAUAUCCACCCAUCGAUAUAAAACUCUUUAUUCUCACGAUUUGGUGGGUGUCAAAUAUUAUUAUGGUACAUAAUCGCGAUCAUUAAUUUGAAAACCUACAAUUACGUAAAAUCGCCGUAUUUUCCAGGGGGUGGUUUCAAAGGAUCAUUAAACAUUUGUAACAUCAGAAAACCACGUGCACUAAACAAAUAAUAAUUACAUCUAUAUAUUUUAGAUGAGUUGAUCAAUAUUCUUUUUUUCCCUACGUCAUUGGGAGAUUCCGAAACAUUAGAAAAAUUGUAUUUCGAACGUUUGAACCUUGACUUCCUUUAUUAAAAUUAGAAAGAAAGCAUACAGAAUGUUUGAACAAACAGAUCAAUGAUGAAAUUUUUUCAUGCAUAUUGGAAGCCUUGUGAUACGAAAUUUUGUAUAGAUAAUAUUUGAUACAGAGAAUAGUGAAUGUCGCAGUUUGCGCAUGUAGUUCCAUUAUCUAGAGCACACUUGGAUUGCAUAAUUACACUUGUGAUUUUAUUACAAAUAAAUUUUGACCUAA